Symbiodinium sp. CCMP2592 is the source of this 1602-nucleotide messenger RNA. Lineage: Eukaryota; Dinophyceae; Suessiales; Symbiodiniaceae. The record is from the annotation of a GenBank genome assembly.
AUGGCAAAUCUCUCGCUGACAUGUUGGUUCCAUCCGGGAAUGAAGCUGCCGGCCUGCCUGGCUUCGGUCAAUAUGAAGGACUAUCCGUUCACAAUAGUCAGUGAGGUUCUUGUCAUGGAGUUGAUGGAGAAGGUGGAGGCCUUUGUGGAAGAGGUCUGUGAGAAGUCGGACGAACCCGUCCAGUUCCAGAUUCAGGUGCUUUGGAACACGAAGGACAACAAGAAGGCCCUAAAUCCUGGAGACAAAGUGGGAACACAUUUCGUGGAUGGGGACACCUUCGGCAUUCAUGGAGAUAUAGUCGCGGCACCAAAGAGUUUCCCAAAGAUACCAGACGCGAAGAAACUGCCGGUCACCAUUCUUACCGGCUUCCUGGGAGCCGGCAAGACAACCCUCCUGAACUACCUCUUGCAGGAGCAGCGAGAGAAGAAGAUUGCGGUGAUCGAAAAUGAGUUCGGAGAAAUAUCCAUCGACGACGCACUGUUGAAGAAGGAUAAGCUUGCAUUCGCUGAGAAGGUUGUAGUUAUGGACAAUGGUUGCGUGUGCUGCACCAUUCGUGGUGAUCUCAUCGAUGGAUUCAGGCAGAUUCUCGACGAACUUGAGAAGGGCCACCAUCUUGACCAGAUUGUGCUCGAGACCACAGGCAUGGCUGAUCCAGUUCCGAUAGUUCGAACGUUCAUGACUUCAGAGGAAAUCAACUCUCGCUUGCGACUGGAUGGAGUCAUCACAGUUGCAGAUGCGAAGAAUAUCUUGAAAAGACUAGACGACGAGGUUGAGGAGGGUCGCGUCAACGAAGCCUACCAGCAGGUGGCUUUCUGCGACAAGAUUCUUUUGAACAAGCUCGACCUUGUGUCCUCAGAAGAGGCCAUCAGCACGAAGGAGAGAUUACGCGAAAUCAACGCCUUCGCCAAAAUAGUGCCCUCCGUCAAGGGCAGGGUCAAGCUUUCCGAGCUGACCAACUUGCGAGCGCAUGAUAUGUCAAACUUCAUUAAUGCCGAUAUCGAGAAAGAGGCAGAGGAACUGGAGGCCAAAGAAAACGAAGGCCAUGGCGAUGGACACGAUGCACACGGGCAUUCUGGACACGAUGGACACGGUGGCCAUGAGUCACACGGUGGAGGCCACGGCCAUGAUGCCGACUGCACCGAGGAGCACGGCCACGGCGACGGCCACGGCCAUAAUGGGCAUUCCGGUGGCCACGGGCAUUCCGACGGCCACGGCAGCGACGGUCACGGCAACGGGCACUCAGAUGAGCACGGGCAUAACACCAAGAAGCGCAAGACCAAGCACAACAGGCACGACAGCCGAGUCAACUCGUUCGCCGUUGUACGGGAAGGAGAAGUUCUGCCUGAAAAGCUGGGUAAGUUGAUGGAGAAUCUCGGGCAGCUGCCGAAGGAACAAGGUGUGAUCUUUCGGAUAAAAGGCAUCCUCGCGGUCAAGAACCACCCAUACAAGCAUGUCUUUCAUGCGGUGAUGGACGUCAGCGACGAGGAUGAUGCAGAGCCAUGGGCCCCUGGAGAGAAGCGAAUAACCAAAAUGGUGUUCAUCGGAAAGGAUUUGGACAAGGCGUUCAUCCGGCAAACUUUCGAGGCGUGCUUCGAGAAGUGA